Owenia fusiformis is the source of this 3494-nucleotide messenger RNA. NCBI's taxonomy places the organism in Eukaryota, Metazoa, Annelida, Polychaeta, Sabellida, Oweniidae. The record is from the annotation of a GenBank genome assembly.
UAUAUAAUAGGCAUUCGAAUUUAAGUGCAACCCGAACGACCAAUACACUGGUAUAUGGCUUUAGAAUAUUUUGACAAUUUGUUGAUCAGCAGACAGAUAAGUGAAUCACUUUAAGCUUUUAAAUUUACUGACAAAAAACUGGUAGAGCAGGAAUGAAUUUGAAGAAAGUCAAAAUUGUCGCAUUGGGAAUUUUGCUUUCCUUCAUCUUAUACCUGUAUGUAUAUCUGAGUUCAUACAUCACACAGACUGAUAAGAAAAUAAAGGAACUUGAAGAACAGAAUGAGAAAAAACUGGAUAAAAACAAACAUCGGGGCAUUCUACAAGAAUGGAUGAAGAAGAAUUUAUCGCAUCAUGAUCAGAUGAAAGGGAUAUUUUAUCUCAAAGUUAACAAAGCAGCAAGCAAUACACUUCAAAUUAUGUUUAACAAAUAUGCUGAUAAACACAACCAAAUUGUUGGAAUGCCCUGUAGUAAUAAUGGCGACGAGAGACACUUGGUAGGGUGGCCCGAACCAUUUGAACCAGAACAUUUAAUCCCUCUGAGGAAGGAUUUAUUCAGAUAUUGGGAACAUCUAAAUGAGCACGUUAAAUACAGUUCAAAAAUCAAACAAGUUAUGGCCCCAGGGAGUGUAUUUGUCGCAUCAAUCCGGGAACCAUUUUCACACUUCUAUUCAUAUUUUAACUUUUAUAGCAUGGAAAACACCUAUAGAAAAUAUCUUAAACCACCUAAUAAAUUCAAAUAUUUUCUAGAUAAUGUUAAAACUAUGCCGCAUCUUGAACUUAUACAUCACAUGCCUCCAAGUAACCCAAUUGCAGAAUGUUUUGGAAUCAGACGAGCGUUGCAAUAUAACAUCACAGUGAUAGAAGAAAAAAUCAACGAGAUUGAAAAAGAGUUUGAUAUUGUGAUGGUCGUUGAGUAUUUGGAGGAAAGUCUGAUCUUGUUGACUGAAUUGUCAGAUUUAACAAUCGAAGAUGUAGUCAUUCUCAAAAGCAACAAUGUAAGGAACCUUAACAAAUCCAAGCCAAUAUUAACUCCUAAUGAAUAUGAGAACCUCAUCCAAUGGAACUUAGCCGACUCAAUGAUAUACAAUCAUUUUAACAAAACUCUAUGGGAAAAGAUCAACAAAUUUGGCCGUCACAACAUGGCUUCAAAAAUGGAAGAACUAAAUGAAGCUAAAUCAUUACAGAAGAAUAAUAAUGAAGAAGAUUUAGGAAAAAGAAAACAUGAACAAAAGAUGCAAAACAUAUAUUAUGCUGAUAAUUAUUUCAGGAGAAAGAUGACUUUGAAUGGAGUUUAUGAUCUUAAAAAGGCUAAUAGAACCUGUAGAUAUCCUCCUGGCAGAUAUGGGCAAUAACAUGAAAAUGUGAACAUCAAAAAUUGAUUCAUUUACAUCAGACAAUCUGUGUUACUGUAUUAAUGUGUGUACUCCGAAGAAAAUAUUUAGCUAGUGGUAUUGUAAUACUACUGUACAUAAUCUGUUUUAGAGGUAUCUUAAGUAAACAUGCUGUGAGUUGAUGUUUCCUUGUUACUAUCAAUUAAUUUCACCAAAAAGGAACAGUAGGGAACGUCACAAACAUGGGGAUUCCUAAGAGGAAGUAAAAUGUUUAAUUCUGUUGUAAUCCAUAUUUUAAUUUCUGAAUAUUAGAUAUCUGAUCAAAUAGUACUAUGGAAGUAAUUGUAGAUUUAAGCUACAUGUAGCAGAGAAUUUUUCAUUUUUGCGACCUUUUGACAUUUAACUACAUACCAUACAACUUUAGAUGCUCAACUUAGUAAAAUUAUAUUAGUCUGCUGAGAGAUCAUUUCUACACAUUUUAAAACAAUUUUCGUGUAAAUUUUACUGAAAAAUUUUGUGACGGUUUUUCUCAUCACUCUGGGUUUCACUGUCAUUUCUGAGGUGACGAGAAAUCUCGUCAUUCCAGGUAGUCAAAAGGUUAAAAUCAACAAGCAGAGCAUAUUGUCACAAUAUCCUCCGCAUAUUGGUUUUCCGGAGAAUUUCGUGGCAAAUUCCUUGUUUAUUCAUUUUCCAAAUAGAUAUCAAAUUUAUUUUUUAAUGUUAUUAUACAUUAAGUGACUAAGUGUAGGACAAAAAGUAUAUUUUAUGUGUCGGGUACCAUACUGUGUUGUAGUGUGCACUGAUGUUCACUAGUCACCAAAAUAUACUUGAAAACAGAAACUCCAUGGAGUCAGCAAAUACCACAGAAUAAAACAUGUUUUAAUAAAUACCUCGUCAUUUUCGACAUUAUGAUUUUCCUGAUUUUCAAGUAGGUGCAAAUGGUUUUUCAGGUGGGUGCAAGCCUAUUUUCAAAAUCUCAAGUGGUUGCUGCGCCCACUUGCUUUAAUGCUGGGGAGAUCACUGAGUCAAAUACAACUUAACCAAACUGAAAUUAAUUUCACUGUUGAAUGCUAUACGUUCAACAACUGAUGUCAUUCAAUCAUUCAGAUAAUAUCUCAGCAUAAUAUUCGUUAAUGAAAUACUGUUUGUACACGGCUACCUGCAUCGAAUAUAUUUCCUUAUAAAUUGCAUGAUUAGACCAAAAAUAUGGCUCCCGGGGGAAAUUACAUUUUUCUUUUUUGAGUGAUAAUUUUCGUUCUGAUUCAUAUCUUACUCGAUGUCAGCGUAACUCAAAUGGGAUUAUCUGGAUAUGUAUGAUGUAUGACCAUUUAUGAUGUAACUAACCUAUAAAAUGUAGAUUUCAAUUGAGGAGUAAUGAUUUCUAGCCAGGUUUUAUUCGUAUUGGGACCGCCAUUAAUCACAAACUUCUGAUAAGGCAAAUUUCCGCAAAAAGCACAACUGGUGAAAAUAAAUCCAUCGGGAAUAACAAAUAAAGUUGAUUAUGUUUUACCUUUUGAAUAUCAGAGCAUUUCUCAUUUUUAGCUUGCUUUUGCCAUAUUUCCAUCUUAAUAUACAAUAUUUGAUAUUCGUUUGGUAAUAUUUCUGAACAUUACACAUUUAAAUACAUAUUUCGUGUAAACUGAACAAAUUUCAUUGUUAAGCUUAAUCAAUUACUAAAUUACUAAAAAAUUACUAAAUUACUAAAAAUUGCUAAAUUACUAAAAUAACUAAAUUACAAAAAAAUCUAUAUUUCUGAAAAAUUCUAAAUUACUAUUCAAGGGGUUCAAUCCCAAAAGACAAAAUAAUCUUAAUAAAUGUGCAAUUGAAGAGGUAUAACAUUCUCAACUCACUGAAUUACUGAAGCAGGUCAGAAUUAGCAAGUAAAGAUGUUCUAACAUGGUAGCCAAGGUAUGCAGUCUGUAUUACAUAACACAUAGACGAAUGAUACCAAACGCUCAUAUAUUAGCCCAGAACAAACAAACAGCAAUUUAGAAAAUUAAAGGAAUGGAAUGUUACGAGGAAGGCGGUGUAUAAAUAACAAUCUAACUUCAAAUAAAUCAAAGCACUAUACCAUUUGCUUCAUCAUCAAAGAUUUAUACGAAAACGUGAUGCUAAUGUUAACGAUAACGUAACUUCCUCAUUGCAAUUAAUAGUAAGGUAGAC